Molecule: messenger RNA, 3089 nt
Organism: Magallana angulata
Lineage: Eukaryota; Metazoa; Mollusca; Bivalvia; Ostreida; Ostreidae
Exons: 9
Coding region: 265-1548 (427 amino acids)
Source: RefSeq, a predicted model, not a curated record
AUUUUUUCUAGGAAAUUGUUAUGUCAUUGACAGAGCGUUGCAGUGGAUGCAAUUGAGAGACUGUAUUAUUUAAACACCUGCUGAUUUUUCUGCUUAAAGAAAGAAACUGUUUAUUCUAGCUCAGGAAAUUGCUAUGUCAUUGACAGAGCGUAGCAGUGGAUGCAAUUGAGAGACUGUAUUAUUUAAACACCUGCUGAUUUUUCUGCUUAAAGAAAGAAGCUGUUUAAUCUAGUUCAGUCUUUUAUAGUAUCUGCAAACGAGUGAAUGAUGGGAGACAGAGCCGUUGAUGUGGAGGAGCCCAUCGAGGUCAGUGAUUCUGAUGAGUCCUCCGACUUCAUCCCGGAACAGAAUUUCCACCAUGGCACUACAAGGCCACUCGAUGCCUCUUUAGAAGAUCUUCCAAGAAAAAAAGAAGAACAAGUAGGCUUAACAUCUGAUCUACAUCAGAAAAAAUAUAUCAAAUGUUUCGCUUCAGAUUUGCCUUCUGGACAAUUUGAUAAGUUUAAAAUAAAAUUUGAUGCUAAACCAACGGAUAUUGAUGAAUUUUGUAAGAUGCUUAAGGAGAAAAAACCAAUACAAGGUGGUCCAGUUAAUAACAUUAUCGAAACCUUCAAGCAGUUUAUCAAAGAACAUUUAGGAGACUUGAGCAUAGAUUUAAACUCAGUCACUGAAAAAGCUAAAAAGCAUUUUGAAACAAGAAAUAAAGAUAAUGAUAUAGAAGGCAUUGAAAAAAAGCUAAAUUUUGCUGCUUUUAAUGAUCUGAAGAGAGAAGCUUUUGAUAAAAUACGUUUAAGUACCAGGAACGUGAAUAAAUUCUACACGCAAACAAUCAGAAGUGAAGAGUACAACAACGAUGAAGACAUGUUAAGGUUAUUAAGUCACUGGAUCACUGCAGUUAAUGAAUUCAUGCGGAGCUGUAUUGAUGUUGUGCGAUCCAUUCUUCAUCCUCAAAUGGUUAAAACUACUAAAGGUGAACGUGAAACAGAGCAAAACACAAGGGAAAUAGUGUUUCAAUCAUUAUUCACGAGUUUUUCCAAAAUGUUCUUACUUCAUACCAGGCCACAAAGGAUUACUUACAAAACACUACUGGAGUAUUAUGUAACGAGUGAACCAGACGUACUUUUUGAACAAACGUUUAAUCUAUCUGGAGCAGAACCAGCCACUCCGUUGAUGAUGAUUUGUGAGGUAAAGAGAGAUGAACCUCGGCUCAAAGGAAGUAGACAGAAUCAUGCUCUAGGAGAGAUGGUUCCAACAAAGACAAUAGAUCAAAUUGGAACAGAACUUUUGUGUGAAUGUUCUGGAUCUUAUUUUUCACCUGGUGCUGUAGGAAUUUUAUGCUUGAGAUCACAGAUAUUGUUCCUGUUCUUGGAUAUUAGUUACGAACAUCUCAUUGCCAUUGAAAAAAACAUGCCUCUAGACAACAUGAAUGGGCGAAUUCGUUACACCGACUAUUUUGACAUUCUGAAGCCUUCGGAUAGAUUAAAGGUUAUGGAUAUUAUGUUCUACAUGGCAAGAAUUCAGACACUUGACUUUAUACACCCAUUUUAAGUCACCAAAACAGACCUACUGCAAUACAUUGACCUAUUUCUGUCACAUAUGUGUUGAUAUAGUGUUAUUAUGUUUAACUUUUCAAACGCUUUAAAAACAAGAUAAUGAUUCCCGUAGGAGAAAUACUUUGCAUACCGGAAAUAUUGAAAAUCUUACAGGAUUUAUUUUCAAUUUCCAGUAGGAAAAUAAGUUUUUCCUACAACAAAGUAAUUCAGACAGGUAGUUUUCCUACAGGAAAUUAAGGAUUCCAAUGCGACAUAACCAAACAACUGGUUUCCUCUGUUCCAUUGUGGACCAAAGUUAUCAAUAUGGCUGUGCUUUACAAAAUUGAAACCACAGAAUAUUUCAUGGUCUGCCACUAAAUUUAUAUUUUAUAUCGUAUUUAUAAUCAUAUGGAGUUUUGAUCAAAACCUAUUGAAAUCUUAAUUCCCAUAGGAAUGUCUUUAAUUCCGGUAGGAAAUUCUACAUAUCCUAAAGGAAAAAUAAUUGUCCGAUAAGAAAAUUUAAGCUCCUGUAAGAAUUUAUUUUUAAAGGUAAAAAUUUUACCUGACAGUGAGAGACAUCAAAAACAAAGGUGGUUAUUUUUUUUUCUUUUUCUUUUCGUUUGAAGAGUAGUAAUUUUGAUUGAGAGUGUUUUCUUUUGUGGUAAUGAUGGAUAUUCAUGCGGUAGGCUGGGUUUGAAGGUAAUUAUCGGUAGAGAAUGUCAAGUAGUAUUUAUUCUGACGAUUACGCACGAUACAAGAGUGUUUGGCUUUUUAUUUGUUUAAGAAUGAAAUAAUUCAUUGUAAAGAUUUUGAACAUAAAAGAAGGUAGCAAAAUAUACUUAAUUGAUGAUGCACAAUUUUAUUGUUACUGGCAAGGUACUUUUCAGAUAGACAAGACUUGAAAACGUGUUUUAAAAGUGAAGGUAUUUUGUGAUUAGCGACUACUUGUAUCGGAUGUCAAUGCACAAAAUAUUAAGUAUAUAUAGAAAAAUUGGGUGUUGAUGUUAUGUCUUAUUCGAGAUGGAAGUACAUUUUAUAUGUGUAAGAAACUCAUUAAGCAAUAUUCUAUCAUAUGGCAUAUUUGAAUCUUUUAUGCAGCUUAUGCAGCUUAGAGGGUUAAAAAAUGUUACCUUGGCAAAAUUAUCCCACACAGCUUUAUUAAACUGAUUUACAAUAAUUUUUCAGACCUAAACUUUCGCGCAGUAAUGUUUUUAAUUUGCUUUUUGCAUAUCUAAUAAACUCUACCUUAUCUCAUCUAUCUUGGUUGGUUCAUUUAUUAAAAAAAAAAAUAAUAUAUUGUUCAUUUAAUGUAGAAUAAUCUAUCGUACAAUGAUAUGAUAUUCAGCCUCUGGCAUUGAAUAUAUGGCAUUUAAAAAACCUUAAUCAAGGGCCUUUUUCAAGUAUAGCAAAUAAGGUGUAUCUAAAACCGUGAAAGUACUGGGGUUUUUUGAAUCGAAAAAUUUUAACGAAAAAUUACAGAGAGAAGUUGAAAUAGACCAAAUAUUUAAAAUUGUAUUACAAUAUCAUAGAUAGAGAUCAAAAUGUAUUAUAAGUGUA